Cicer arietinum (chickpea) is the source of this 2958-nucleotide messenger RNA. Its product is annotated as potassium channel AKT2/3. Gene Ontology annotation, biological process: potassium ion transport; transmembrane transport. NCBI's taxonomy places the organism in Eukaryota, Viridiplantae, Streptophyta, Magnoliopsida, Fabales, Fabaceae. The record is from RefSeq and is a predicted model, not a curated record. Gene Ontology annotation, molecular function: voltage-gated potassium channel activity; protein binding. Gene Ontology annotation, cellular component: membrane.
UAGCAAUAUUGAAAAAUCACAUUUUCUUGUGUGACUAUAUAGGAUAUACCUCAUUAGUGCUAUGUACAUGAGACCACACAAUAAUAUCAUCAUGCUAGCUCCUUGUGUUGAGCUUCCCCUUUCUUUCUUUUCUCCUUUAAUAACCAAUAUUCUUCUUAAUUCAUUCUUAUAGCUAGGAUAUAUUUUCAAACCUCUUCUUUCACACCUUGCUAGAGUUUGUGUGUUGUUGAUUUUAGAAGUAGAAUAAUGGAGCAGAGCAAUUUUAUAAGUUCAUUUCAAAAUAAUAAUCCUCAUCAUGAUGACUUAGCCUCUUCUAGCUUGGAGAGAAAGCAUCAUCAUCAUCAUCAUAAAGAAGAUUAUAAUACAUAUUCAUCUUUCAAUUUAAGGAAUGUUUCAAAGCUCAUUCUUCCCCCACUUGGUGUUUCAAAACAAAAUCUAGUUUACUCUAAAGGCUGGAUCAUAUCCCCAAUGGAUUCCAAAUACAGGAGUUGGGAGAGUUUAAUGGUUGUUUUGGUAGCAUAUUCUGCAUGGGUUUAUCCCUUUGAAGUUGCUUUCAUGCACUCUUCACCAAAUAGGAAACUCUAUAUUGUGGACAAUGUUGUUGAUCUUUUCUUUGCUGUUGACAUUAUUUUGACAUUCUUCCUAGCAUACAUAGAUCGAACAACUCAUCUACUUGUUCGAGACUCCAAAAAAAUUGUUCUAAGGUACUUGUCAACAUGGUUCCUAAUGGAUGUGGCAUCAUCUAUACCAUAUGAGGCAAUAGGCUAUAUUUUAACUGGCAAACACAAAUUGGGUCUCCCUUACCUUCUCUUGGGAAUGCUCAGAUUUUGGAGACUAAGACGUGUUAAGCAAUUCUUCACAAGGCUUGAGAAAGACAUCAGGUUCAGCUAUUUCUGGGUCAGAUGUGCUAGGCUUCUUGCUGUAACACUUUUUUCAGUUCAUUGUGCUGGGUGCCUUUAUUACAUGUUAGCUGAUAGGUACCCUCAUCAAGGAAAGACAUGGAUUGGAGCUGUGUUUCCAAACUUCAGAGAGACAAGCCCUAGGAUAAGAUAUAUUUCAGCCAUCUAUUGGUCCAUAACUACCAUGACAACUGUUGGUUAUGGUGACCUUCAUGCUGUCAACACCAUGGAAAUGAUUUUCAUUAUUUUCUACAUGCUCUUCAACCUUGGUCUAACUGCUUAUUUGAUUGGUAACAUGACAAAUCUUGUUGUUGAAGGAACUCGUCGCACCAUGGAAUUUAGAAAUAGCAUUGAAGCAGCAUCAAACUUUGUGUGCCGAAAUCGGUUGCCUCUAAGAUUAAGAGAACAGAUCCUGGCUUACAUGUGUUUAAGAUUUAAGGCAGAGAGUUUGAAUCAGCAUCAGCUAAUUGAACAACUACCAAAGUCAAUUUGCAAAAGCAUCUGUCAGCAUUUGUUUUUCCCAACUGUAGAGAAAGUUUAUCUCUUCAAAGAUGUCUCAAAAGAAAUCCUUUUGUCCAUAGUUGCAAAAAUGACGGCAGAGUACAUACCACCUAGAGAAGAUGUUAUAAUGCAAAACGAAGCACCAGAUGAUGUUUACAUUAUAGUGUCUGGAGAAGUAGAAAUCAUUGAUAGUGGUAUAGAGAAAGAGAGAGUUUUAGGAACUUUACAAACAGGUGACAUGUUUGGAGAAGUUGGUGCACUUUGUUGUAGGCCUCAGAACUUUACCUACAGAACCAAGACUCUCACACAGCUUUUGAGGCUGAAAACAAAUACUCUUAUUGAAGCAAUGCAGACUAGAAAAGAAGACAAUAUACAAAUACUCAAAAAUUUCCUUCAGCAUUUUAAGCAGCUUAAGGAUUUGAGUAUCAAAGAUUUAAUGGUGGAGAAUGUGGAAGAAGAGGAUCCUAAUAUGGCUGUGAAUUUGUUAACUGUGGCUAGCACAGGCAAUGCUGCUUUUCUUGAGGAGCUUCUAAGAGCAGGGUUGGAUCCUGACAUUGGAGACUCCAAAGGGAAAACUCCAUUGCACAUAGCAGCAUCAAAUGGACAUGAAGAGUGUGUUAAAGUCUUGCUCAAGCAUUCAUGCAACAUACAUAUAAGAGACAUGAAUGGUAACACAGCACUAUGGGAUGCUAUAGAAUCAAAACAUAACUCAAUAUUCAGAAUCCUCUAUCAGCUAGCUGCUCUUUCUGAUCCAUACACAGCAGGCAAUCUUCUAUGCACAGCCGCAAAAAGAAACGAUUUAACAGUGAUGAAUGAGCUUUUAAAGCAAGGAUUAAACAUCGACUCCAAAGAUCGACACGGCACCACAGCUAUCCAAAUUGCUAUGUCAGAAAAUCUUGUGGACAUGGUUCAGUUGCUUGUCAUGAAUGGUGCAGAUGUUGCUGAAGUACAUACACAUGAAUUUUCUGCAUCAACCUUAAAGAAAAUGCUGAAGAAACGCGAAAUCGGGCAUCAAAUUACUGUGAAUGAGGCCAUGGCUAGUGAGUUUGCAUUAAAAGAACAAAAUCAAGAGGAAGAUAAGCAUGUUUGGGGAAGAUAUAAUGGACUAGAGUGUCCUAGAGUAAGUAUAUAUAGAAGUCACCCUGUAGUGAGAAGAGAAAGAGGUUUCAUUGAAGCUGGAAAGUUAAUAAGGUUGCCUGAUUCAUUAGAGAAACUCAAAACUAUUGCAGGUGAAAAAUUUGGGUUUGAUGCAAGAGAUGCAGUGGUGACAAAUGAAGAAGGAGCAGAAAUAGACUGUAUUGAUGUGAUCAGGGAUAAUGAUAAACUUUUUUUUGUUGAAUAGGCUAUUGAUGCUAAAUUUCAAAUGUAGAUAUAUGUAGUCUUGCACAAUAGAAUUAUGUGCUUCUUUCAUUGUUGGUUUUCCUGUUGUCACACAGAAGUGGUUUGCUUGCUUUAUAAAAGAAAAAAGAUUAACUCUACUUUUAAAUUUUAAUCUCUUCCUUUUUUGUGAUCGUUGAUUAUGAGAUAAAAAAUCAGAAUCAUAAGAUUAGUUUUCUGA